Molecule: messenger RNA, 3815 nt
Organism: Perognathus longimembris pacificus (Pacific pocket mouse)
Lineage: Eukaryota; Metazoa; Chordata; Mammalia; Rodentia; Heteromyidae
Gene: Rbm5
Product: RNA binding motif protein 5
Exons: 25
Coding region: 842-3295 (817 amino acids)
Biological process (GO): mRNA splicing, via spliceosome
Cellular component (GO): nucleus
Molecular function (GO): RNA binding
Source: RefSeq, a predicted model, not a curated record
AAUGAAGGGCUUAUGCCUUCUGUGUCAGUCCUUGUCAAGAUAUUUGACUUAAAAACACAGUCUUCGCUUACUCAGCUAUCAACCUCCUUAAUAUUGAAGCCAGUCCCUGUGAUGGAUGGAAUUGACAGCCCAAAGUAACCUGUUUAUGUCACAUGGUGUCAUCAUUUUUGUGCUAUCGCAGCAGUCCAGUAUGUGGUUCCAAGUAACUUAAGUUAACAUUUACUUUUUAGACUUUCAGCCUCAUACAUAAUGUUAUGAAGUAGUCUGUUUCCAUGAAUUCUUUAUAUUAAAUUUGUAUGUUUAUUUUUAAUUGUCUCUUUUGAGCCUUUCCUUUGUCUUUAUAGUUUUAUGAACCUGGUAUUUAUGGGGGGAAAAAAACUUGCUUUAUCUGUGAUCAGGUGGAUUAUAUCUAUUACUAUUAGAUUUUCCUACAGAGAGCCAGUGUUACAAGUAUAAAUAAACUAAAUAUAGGAAAUGUUCUCUGAGGUUGCUGCUUUUGAGUAACUACCCAGUUAUGUCUGCAAAGGAACAAUUGAAUUAACAGCCUGAUGAGAAAAAAGACUAAUUUAGGUCAUUUAUGUUGUUCCUCCAUAUCCUAGUACAUGUGGCACCCUUGUGAAUAGAUGAGCUAUGAUGUACUUUUUUAAACUGGGUGAAAGUCAAGCAAUUGCUUUCUUCCUAUCUUUGGUCACUAAGAUCUGCAUUUGUAAUGUAUGUAUCAUAGGCUUGAGAAACCAGAAGAAUAAACUUUGAGAAUAUGACCAUUUCUCAAAAAAAUUUAACACUUAACAUAGUCUUGAGGGAAGAUUCUGAAGCUACAGAAGGAUAUACUUUAGAUUAAAUGAAUUUUUUUUCCCCUGGCAGAGUGAGUAGAACAGAACGUAGUGGAAGAUAUGGUUCCAUCAUAGACAGGGAUGACCGUGAUGAGCGUGAAUCCAGAAGCAGGCGCAGGGACUCAGAUUACAAAAGAUCAAGUGAUGAUCGGAGGGGUGAUAGAUAUGAUGACUACCGAGACUAUGACAGUCCAGAGAGAGAACGUGAAAGAAGGAACAGUGAUCGAUCUGAAGAUGGCUACCAUUCAGAUGGUGACUAUGGAGAACAUGACUAUAGGCAUGACAUCAGUGAUGAAAGAGAGAGCAAGACCAUUAUGCUUCGAGGCCUUCCCAUCACCAUUACAGAGAGCGAUAUUCGAGAAAUGAUGGAGUCCUUUGAAGGCCCUCAGCCUGCGGAUGUGAGGCUGAUGAAGAGGAAAACAGGUGUAAGCCGUGGUUUCGCCUUCGUGGAGUUUUAUCACUUGCAAGAUGCUACCAGCUGGAUGGAAGCCAAUCAGAAAAAGCUGGUGAUUCAAGGAAAGCACAUUGCAAUGCAUUAUAGCAAUCCCAGACCUAAGUUUGAAGAUUGGCUUUGUAACAAGUGCUGCCUUAACAAUUUCAGGAAAAGACUAAAAUGCUUCCGAUGUGGAGCAGACAAGUUUGACUCUGAACAGGAAGUGCCCCCUGGAACCACAGAGUCAGUUCAAUCUGUGGAUUACUACUGUGAUACGAUCAUUCUUCGGAACAUAGCUCCACACACUGUGGUGGAUUCCAUUAUGACAGCACUAUCUCCCUAUGCGUCUUUAGCUGUCAAUAACAUUCGUCUCAUCAAAGACAAACAGACCCAGCAGAACAGAGGCUUUGCAUUUGUACAGCUAUCUUCUGCAAUGGAUGCUUCUCAGCUGCUUCAGAUAUUACAGAGUCUACAUCCUCCUUUGAAAAUUGAUGGGAAAACUAUUGGGGUUGAUUUUGCAAAAAGUGCCAGAAAGGACUUGGUCCUUCCAGAUGGCAACCGUGUCAGCGCCUUUUCUGUAGCUAGUACAGCCAUAGCUGCUGCUCAGUGGUCAUCUACCCAGUCUCAAAGUGGCGAAGGAGGCAGUGUUGACUAUAGUUACCUGCAACCAGGCCAGGAUGGUUAUGCCCAGUAUGCUCAGUAUUCACAGGAGUACCAGCAGUUUUAUCAGCAACAAACUGGAGGAUUGGAAUCUGAUUCAUCAUCUGCAUCAGGCACAGCAGUGACCACCACCUCAGCAGCUGUAGUGUCCCAGAGUCCCCAGCUGUAUAAUCAGACCUCCAAUCCACCUGGCUCUCCGACUGAGGAAGCACAGCCUAGCACUAGCACAAGUACACAGGCCCCAGCCGCUUCCCCUACUGGUGUAGUUCCUGGUACCAAAUAUGCUGUACCUGACACAUCUACAUACCAGUAUGAUGAGUCUUCAGGAUAUUAUUAUGAUCCUACAACAGGGCUCUACUAUGACCCCAACUCACAAUACUACUACAAUUCCUUAACACAGCAGUACCUUUACUGGGAUGGAGAGAAAGAGACCUAUGUGCCAGCCGCAGAGUCUAGUGCCCACCAGCAGGCAGGCCUGCCUCCCACAAAAGAGGGGAAAGAGAAGAAAGAAAAACCCAAGAGCAAAACAGCCCAACAGAUCGCCAAAGACAUGGAACGCUGGGCCAAGAGUUUAAACAAACAAAAAGAAAAUUUUAAAAACAGCUUUCAACCGGUUAAUUCUUUGAGAGAAGAAGAAAGGAGAGAAUCUGCUGCGGCAGAUGCUGGUUUUGCUCUCUUUGAGAAGAAGGGAGCCUUAGCUGAAAGGCAGCAGCUCAUCCCAGAACUGGUGCGAAACGGAGAUGAGGAAAAUCCCCUGAAAAGGGGUCUGGUUGCUGCUUACAGUGGGGACAGUGACAAUGAGGAAGAACUGGUGGAAAGACUUGAGAGUGAGGAAGAGAAGCUGGCUGACUGGAAGAAGAUGGCCUGCCUGCUUUGCCGUCGUCAGUUCCCUAACAGAGAUGCUCUUGUCAGGCAUCAACAGCUCUCAGACUUACACAAGCAAAACAUGGACAUCUAUCGAAGAUCCAGGCUGAGUGACCAGGAGCUGGAAGCCUUGGAGCUGAGGGAAAGAGAGAUGAAAUACCGAGAUCGAGCUGCAGAAAGACGAGAGAAGUAUGGCAUUCCAGAACCUCCAGAACCCAAACGCAAGAAGCAGUUUGAUGCUGGCACUGUGAAUUACGAGCAACCCACCAAAGAUGGCAUUGACCACAGUAACAUUGGCAACAAGAUGCUGCAGGCCAUGGGCUGGCGGGAAGGCUCAGGCUUGGGGAGAAAGUGUCAAGGCAUCACAGCUCCCAUUGAGGCUCAAGUCCGGCUAAAAGGAGCUGGCCUCGGAGCCAAAGGCAGUGCAUAUGGGUUGUCAGGUGCUGAUUCCUACAAAGAUGCUGUCCGGAAAGCCAUGUUUGCCCGGUUCACUGAGAUGGAGUGAGGCUGCGAGGGAGAUGACCAGGAGCUACAAGGAGCGAGCCAUCUUCUGAAUUUGUUCUUACCACCUGUCUUUCUAAGGGCAUGCCUUGUGCUGUUAAUAAUUUUAGGGUGAACCUCUUCGUUCUGCAGGGUUCUCCCCUUUCACCUUAAAGGAGCCUCCCUUAUAUGGGUUAUCUGGUGAAUGACCUUCCUUUCCCACCUGAGGGCCUUUGAACAGACCAGAGGGGACAACGGGCUUUUUAUACUUCUGUGUACAUAGUGUAAUGUAGUGUGUUUUACAUGUGUAGCCUACGUGUGGUCCCUCCUCCCUGGGGGUUUGAGAUGCCCUAGGUGGUAAGUUGACACCAAAGCCACCUCUGUCAUUUGUUGUCGUGAUGUCUUUUCUUGGCAAAAGCCUUGUGUAUAUUUGUAUAUUAUACAUUUGUACAGAAUUUUGGAAAAUUUUCAGUCUAGUUGCCAAAUCUGGCUACUUUACAAAAGAAAUACCUUAAAAAAAAAUGGCCGUCUUAUGUCUCUUUAUU